Bolinopsis microptera is the source of this 1158-nucleotide messenger RNA. RefSeq names its product carbohydrate sulfotransferase 10-like. The record is from RefSeq and is a predicted model, not a curated record. Gene Ontology annotation, molecular function: sulfotransferase activity. Gene Ontology annotation, biological process: carbohydrate biosynthetic process. Gene Ontology annotation, cellular component: membrane. The transcript has a single exon. The coding region runs from base 27 to 1049 and encodes 340 amino acids. Lineage: Eukaryota; Metazoa; Ctenophora; Tentaculata; Lobata; Bolinopsidae.
ACAGCAAUUUAUUGCUAAAGAAAGCAAUGGCCACGACAACCUUCAAAGGAAAAAGUUUCAAAAAGAUCGCUGUUUGGAUAAUUGUGUUUUCAGGACUUAUAGCAGUGUUCUUCUUCAAAAUAAACGUCGAUAUGGAUAUUCCCCAGACACACCACCAGGACACUCUUCCUGAUCCUCCCACACAGAACUGGAUUCAAAACCAGUUUAACGUGGCUAUUGCAAUGUUAGGGAAGAGUCCAUACAGACCACCAACAAAUUGGACAUGCAAGAUCCCACGACACACAUACUACUUUCCUAACGUAAAGACAAUAUUCACAGGAGUACCCAAAUGUGGGUGCUCUAAUUGGAUUGAAUUUCUUCUAAGAGCUGAAGGGGCUAUGGAUGUAACUUUAGAUCCAAGUGAAGUGGAUGCAGUUCACUCGAUUUACUCGAACCCAUUCCGUUUUGGGAUAAAUGCAGGCGUAAACGAGCAAGCUAGUUUGGCAUAUGCUCAAGGUGGUAUUUUCAGUUUUACAGUGGUCCGUAACCCCUGGACUAGAUUGGUAUCAGCCUACAGAGAUAAAUAUACAACUGAGGAUCGUGUCGAUGCUAAGUUCUACGACAAGAUGCACCUGGUAGCGAGGGAGAUGAACUGGAGGGAUCACAAUGGGAGGCCGGAUACUACAGAUCAUCCAUAUCCUUCUUUUGAUCAAUUUACAAGGUGGUUAUUGGAGCAUUUAAAUGAAGUUGGCAGUCAUUUCAUACCCCAAUGGUUGAUAUUGUGUAUCCCUGAAGCUAAAUACGACUUCAUUGUACCUCUAGAAUACAGUUAUCUGCUCAGUCUUGAUAUUGAACGGCGCCUCAAUACUUCUAUGAAAUUAUAUGAAUCUUAUGACCAUUCAAGUGAUCCCAGAAAGCAAUCCUCAGCUUUGCUUGCCAAGAAAUGGUUAUCUCAGCUAGACCCAGAACUGACUGAGAAGCUUUACUACACAUAUAAAGAGGACUUUGCGUUGAUGAAUUACAGUAAUUUUACUCACCCAGAUUUUCCUUUACCGAUCAUUCAGCACUAAAAGACCUACAAACGUAUUAAAAGAUUUUUUGUUGAUGUUUCAAAAAAAACUUUGAGAUUUUUUGAAACAUUUUAAUUAACACCGAUAACAUCUGUUUUCAAUUUGAAGA